Messenger RNA from Thlaspi arvense, 501 nucleotides. The record is from the annotation of a GenBank genome assembly. Lineage: Eukaryota; Viridiplantae; Streptophyta; Magnoliopsida; Brassicales; Brassicaceae.
AUGUGGAAAAACCUUAUUGGGCCAGGCUUUUUAAUUGAGAGCCCAAAAUGCGAGCCCGAAACGAAUUUAAGAGCGGAACUGUGUAAGAUCUUCUUGGCUUCAAAAGUCUUAGAAACCAACGGUGGUGAUUGCGUGAGCUCAGAGAGAUAUCGGCGACUAUUCGUUCUUCUCCGCAAUUCCAAGAACCCUCCGAGAAGUUUUAACAGAAUGUCCGUCGAAGAAGACGCCACCGUUAGGGAGCCUUUGGAUCUGAUUCGAUUGAGUAUCGAAGAGAGAAUUUAUGUCAAGCUCCGCUCCGACCGUGAGCUCCGCGGCAAGCUUCACGCUUUCGAUCAGCAUUUGAAUAUGAUUCUGGGUGAUGUUGAAGAGGUUAUUACGACAGUAGAAAUCGACGACGAGACAUACGAAGAGAUUGUUCGGACAACGAAGCGAACAGUUAAGUUUCUAUUCGUGCGUGGGGAUGGAGUGAUAUUGGUGUCGCCGCCUUUGAGGACGACAUGA